Messenger RNA from Triticum aestivum (bread wheat), 1936 nucleotides. RefSeq names its product ATP-dependent DNA helicase DDM1. Gene Ontology annotation, molecular function: ATP binding. The transcript is spliced from 5 exons. Lineage: Eukaryota; Viridiplantae; Streptophyta; Magnoliopsida; Poales; Poaceae. The record is from RefSeq and is a predicted model, not a curated record. The coding region runs from base 192 to 1793 and encodes 533 amino acids.
CUCUGCUCACGCUUUCCCGCCUGAAGCCCUUCCCUCCCUUCCGAAGCCCUCGCCGUCCCGUGCCACUUCUCCCCUGCGGUUCUUCUCCCUCUCCCCUUUCCAGUUCUUUGCUUCCAAAUCUUUUCCGUUCCCCGAUCCAUUUACCUGCCUGCCUGUUCCUUCGAAGAGUGUACGAAUCUUGGAAGCCAAGAAUGGGGAUGCUUCCCUCACCACCAAGGCAGCUAAGCAUCGUCAAGGCGGUGAAGGAGGAGGAUCAGUUGUUGCACUCUGUCAAGGAGGAGAAUGUUGAUGAUCAUCCAGAUGCAAGUUCUUAUCCAUCUGUUGACCUUGAGGCUGAGGAUAGCGAUGCAUCGAUGGAAGUGGAGGAAGAGCAGCCAUAUGAGGCCCGCCUCAAUGUAGAGGAGGAGGAGGCCAAGGGGAGAGAAGCUGUGAGACUUGUUUCUGAUCCAGUGACAAAGUUUAACAAGUUUGAUGAGCUGCUGACCCAGGUCCAGCUCUAUUCGGAAUUUAUACUUGAGAAGGUGCUUGAAGGAUAUAGCAAUUAUAGCUCUGCUUAUAAUGCUACUCUCACAGAAGAAGAAAUGUGGGCAAAAGAGCAGGCCGAGCUUGUUCCAUUGGUGUCUGGUGGGAUGUUAAGGCCUUACCAGAUUGAGGGUGUGAAGUGGCUAAUGUCGCUUUGGUGUAAUGGGCUAAAUGGGAUACUAGCAGAUCAAAUGAGUCUUGGAAACACAAUCCAGACAAUUGGAUUUCUUGCUCAUCUCAAAGGGAAUGGUCUGCAUGGUCCAUACAUGAUCAUUGCCCCUGUUCUCACUCUAUCAAACUGGGUGGAUGAGAUCUCUAGGCUUGUUCCGUCUAUGGCAUGUCUGAUUUACUAUGGAGAUAAAUUGGCUCGGUCAGAGAUUAGGAGAAAGUUGAUGCCCAAAACUGGUGGCCCUGAUUUUCCGAUAAUAGUGACUUCAUAUGAGAUGGCCAUGUCCGAUGCAAAAAUUCUUGCUCAGUACAGGUGGAAAUACAUUGUUUUUGAUGAGGGCCAUCAAUUGAACAACUUGGAAUGUGAAUUAUCGAGGAAGUUAAGGCGGCUACCAAUGGAUAAUGGGCUCCUUUUGACUGGGACACCAUUUCAAAAUAACCUAGCAGAGUUGUGGUCGCUACUGAACUUUGCUAUGCCUGACAUAUUCUCAUCUCAUCAGGAAUUGGAAUCAUGGUUUGAUCUUAUCGAGAAAAGAGGUGAGGGACAAGAACAAACUAUAGUCAACAGAAGGGUCCUUGUUUCAAAGCUUCACACCGCGUUGGAUCCAUUCCUUCUACAAGUGGAAGAUUCUAUGUGCUACAAGGCCAAAGCUGUUAAGAACUGGAAUGCAAUCCACCUCUCGGAAGACCACACGAAAAGAGAUGGUGUGAGGUCUGUUGGCCAGAAUUGUAAAGGGGCAGCAGCAGAGGUUUCUUCUGAAAAUGGCGGUGAAGGCACUCCUAACAUGCCAUCCACUCGACUGGGGCUGGAAGGUAACAAAGCUAAGAGGCCACGAACAGAUGAUGCACUUCUCUCCCUGCUUGGAGAAACCAAUGGCACAGUUCAAGCUUCUUUGAGGCCAGCUGAGCCUGUGCAGGUGCCGAAGGCAACUUCCCCUGCAGAAAUCUUGGAGGCCCUCAGAGAGAUCCCCGACUUGGCCCGUGCUGACCUUCUGAGAGCCUACAGCAGCCUGAUCCGUGAUGAUCGCCAGUUUAGAUCACUUGUUGCGCUCCCAAUGGACAUGAGGAAGGACUGGCUGCUCAUGGAAGUUGGGAACAAGUGAUGCCGGACGUGUUGCUCCAGAAGCAUGCGUUUGGAGAUUGUUCGAUGGAGUUGAACCAUGUAAACAAGUAGUAGUAUGGAUUCUCCUGAACUGUAUUUGUUUACUUGCAAGAGCAUUUGAAAUCACUGGCGGGGAUUGAUGCA